GCUAUCUGCAGCAGUUUCACUCCAUCCUUCCACACGGUUUAUGUUUCUCUUUCCAGAGCCACCAAGAAAUGGCCAAUCCGCUGCCUGUGGUAGCCCCGGAACAUUUGGAAAGCUUCACCCUGAGCAGAACAGGCUCAGGCUUCGCACUCAAAGCCUUUCACACUCCCUGGAACACUCACAUCUCUGUGAAGCUGCUGGGCAGCCAGGACACUACAGAGGGGGAGUGGAAGUUGCUACUUCAGGAUAUAGCAAGUGUCAGGUGUUAUGAGUCUGAACGCCUCCUGCCUCCUCUUGGGAUUUACCAGUGCCACGGACUUGUGGGGAUAGUGACUGAAUGGAUGAGCAAUGGAUCCCUGCACUUGCUCAUCCACGAGCACCAGCUGUACCCAGAACUCCCGUGUCCCAUCCUCCUAAGGAUCCUGGCAGACGUGGCUGAAGGUCUGCAUCACCUCCACAGCCUGGAACCUGCCUGCUGCCACUGCAGCCUGAAACCUUCCAACGUGCUUCUGGAUGUCCAGUUCAGAGCCAAGAUAACAGAUUUUGGUCUAACCAACUGGAGGAAACAGCAGCUGAGGUCAGACCUGCAGAAGCAGAGGAACUGCCAGGAUUUAGUGUACCUCCCUCCUGAAAUACUUGAAGGAGGCCCUCCUUCCCAGGAAGGGGAUAUUUACAGUUUUGGAAUAAUGUGCUGGGAGAGCCUAAGCAGACAGAAACCUUUUGGAGGUCAAACAACCCUGCUGGAAGUUCUGACAGGAAUCUGCCGCAGUUUGCGGCCUGGCCUUUCAGAAAAGUUUAUACCAAGCAAUUUUCCUGAGAGGAAUAGACUAUUGCACCUUAUUGCUCUGUGCUGGCAUCAAGAACCAGAUUCCAGACCACGUCCUGCAGAAUGUGUAGAUCUUCUAAAUGGAAUUCUGACUAGUAUAAGUAAGGAGGUAAUUUCCACAGCAGUCUACGAUCUGAUGGAUGCAAAGGAGAGAGCGCUUGAUGCCUGCAAAGGCUCAGAACCAUUCACACUGCACACAGGCACCUGCAAUUCUGAGAUCAUCUGUCCUCCAAAAAACAACCGCUUAAUCAGCAAGAAAAUUCCUUUUGUAGUGCCAAGCUCAUCAGCUGGUCUGCUUGAUAGCAGUGGAAAUAAUGAAGGAAGAGAGAAUAUUCUUGAGAUGGGUCUGUCAAAUACUAUCCCACAGAAUGCAAAAACAAGCAAAGAUCAUCCAGGCUCUGAGAGCAGAAAACCAAACUUCUUUGGGAAGAUUCCUUUAGCUGGUUCAACUGCAAACAAUCAAAGCAGCCAGGAUGUUGCCCCACCACCGGCUCUUAAGCACAGACCACAGCCAGUGCACCUCGGACAAGCAGUGACAGGUCGUUGCUGCAAAGGAAACUUCUGCCAAAUACUCACGUGCCAGAGGCAGACCAUACUGAGCUGCAUGACAGAAGGACGUCUCAACCACCUGCUGGACGUGCUUCGCUCGCAGCAGACGCUGUCCCGAACGGAUUACGAGACAAUCACCUCCCACCCCACAGUGACCGGGCGAGCUCGGGCACUGCUGGACACUUGUCUUUGCCUCGGAGAGAGGGCAGCACAAGGGGUGCUGACUGUGCUGUCAGUGAUCAAAUGUAGUCCUCUGCAUUAUCAGCAUUGCCCAGGCUGCCCUGCUAAGGUGAACAGGCUGCUGUUGUGA
Empidonax traillii (willow flycatcher) is the source of this 1682-nucleotide messenger RNA. RefSeq names its product receptor-interacting serine/threonine-protein kinase 2-like. The record is from RefSeq and is a predicted model, not a curated record. Bases 69 to 1682 code for a protein of 537 amino acids. The transcript is spliced from 12 exons. Gene Ontology annotation, biological process: protein phosphorylation; regulation of apoptotic process. Lineage: Eukaryota; Metazoa; Chordata; Aves; Passeriformes; Tyrannidae. Gene Ontology annotation, molecular function: ATP binding; JUN kinase kinase kinase activity.